Molecule: messenger RNA, 1576 nt
Organism: Amblyraja radiata (thorny skate)
Lineage: Eukaryota; Metazoa; Chordata; Chondrichthyes; Rajiformes; Rajidae
Gene: trir
Product: telomerase RNA component interacting RNase
Exons: 3
Coding region: 39-515 (158 amino acids)
Molecular function (GO): 3'-5' exonuclease activity; 5'-3' exonuclease activity
Source: RefSeq, a predicted model, not a curated record
CCUCACUCCCAGCAGGCUCGGCGGCCGCCCUUCCCAAGAUGGCGGAGAGGCGAAGGAGCCGCGAAGUUUCUCGAAGCUCCGAAGCGGAGAGCAAAGGGGUGAACGCCUUCGCCAACGACGGCAGCUUCAUGGCGCUCUUCAAGAAGAUGGAGGAGGAGAAGGCGGCGCAGCGGGAGUCGGGCGGCGGCGGCGGCGGCGGAGAAGGAGGAGGAGGAGGAGAAGGCGGGGACGUGGAGCGUGGAGGGCGGCCGAGACCGGUGGUGGCGGCAGCGGCGGCGGCGGGCCCGGGGGCCGAGGCCGAGGCCGGCAGGAGGCCCGUGCCGAACACUGUGGGAAAGCGGCGAGGUGGGGCAAAGUUAGCCCUCAAGACGGGAAUGGUAGCCAAGAAACACAAGGCCGAUGAGGAGGCAGAGGCACGAGGAGGAGAUGCUUGGGCCAAAUACAUGGCAGAGGUGAAGAAAUACAAAGCACAUCAGUGCAGCGAUGAUGACAAAACCCGGCCUCUUGUUAAAUAGCCUCAGUUGCAAGCCCAUGCAAACAAGAACUGUAUUAUAUUUUACACCGUUAAGAUCAAGUCCUCAACCCAUUGCCCUGACUGCACAGAGAUUUUUUGAUGGCCUGAAAUGUAUUUAUUUGAAUUUGUGGUAUGAAACCGACACCUGCAAAACAUCCAAUGCAUUGUUUAAGUUCCGGCAUUGAGAACCUGUCCAUUUUCAAAGUGAUUAUUAAUGUACAGUUUCCCUCUCAUUCCUAUCCCAAAUAUUGUUUUCACCGUAGAACAUAGUUUUCAGACUCUUUUAAUCUUUAUUUUUUAUAAUAUGCACAAUAUAGCUCCAAUUGUCAGUAAACUGUAAACUCCACGCAUAUUUGCUCUUUUGUGCCUCCAGUUAUUAGCUACAGUACGGUGGUCAAUUUAUUUUGAACAAUGUACAUAAUCUUGUAUACUCUGCAGCCUCCCGCUGGCAAGUGGAUUUGCCAGGUUGCCGUGAACACAUCCUGGGACCGGCCAGUUUGGAAAUGGCUGGUCCGAUGCUUCCUGCCUUGCUCUGAAGAGCCCAGUGCCAAGUGGUGCUGCCAGCGCCUUCUGCUAUCUCCAUGAAGCGCCAUGGGUAAGAGGCAGCAAGGCUCGUUCCUUGUAGUCUGUUGUUUACACCACUAGGAGGCCUGGUGGUUCCACUCUGGGAAUGUGGUAUACCCAGGGGACAGAAUAUGACUGCCAGUCCCCUGACGGGACUUUCCAGUGGAUCAAUCUGGGUUCAUGAAUGGACGUCCCAGUGUAGUUAAGGCGGACCGUGCAGUGUGAACAGGGAUUGGAGUGGGGUUAGCAAAGGUUUCUCAAGUCCACAAACUACCUCAGAUGUAUUUAGCAGAACAUUUUCACGUCGCUGUGAAUAUAAUUUUCACCCUGCUAGCUUUCACCUUCCAUUGUGCGAGUACAAGACUUUGCCUUGUUUGAUGCCUGAAUUUUCUUUCCCAUAACAAACCGCUAAGCCUGUUACAUUGUCAUGUUCACUGUCUCUGCCGGAUGAUCCUGGAGUGUCCGUUCGGUCAAAAUAAAAUCAAAUGGUGAAAAAAA